This is a messenger RNA of Penicillium salamii, 942 nucleotides long. The record is from the annotation of a GenBank genome assembly. Lineage: Eukaryota; Fungi; Ascomycota; Eurotiomycetes; Eurotiales; Aspergillaceae.
AUGACUGCCUCUAUAGUCCCACCCAGCGGAGUCUGGGCUCCAACCAUUACAUUUUUCAACGGCGACGACACCCUGGACACUGAAUCCCAAGCAAAAUACUACGCAUAUCUAUCCAAGACCGGCCUUGCAGGACUGGUGGUGCUGGGGACCAAUGCCGAGACCUUCCUCUUAACACGCGAGGAGCGCAAGACCCUCCUGGAAGUCGCGCGGAAAGCAGUUGGACCCUCAUACCCAAUCAUGGCAGGCGUGGGUGGCCACUCGACGAAGCAGGUGUUGGAGUUCAUCUCCGAUGCAGCAGAUGCCGGCGCAGACUCGGUUCUCCUUCUACCUCCGGCAUACUUUGGAAAACAAACGACUCCAGCGGUCAUCGACAAUUUCUUUGACGAUGUCGCAACUGCCAGUCCCCUUCCUAUCGUCAUCUACAACUUCCCCACGGUGUGCAAUGGAAUUGACUUGGACUCUGCUACCAUUGCUCGUCUUGCGAAGAAGCACAGCAAUAUUGUUGGCGUCAAACUGACGUGCGGGGCUGUUGCGAAGAUCACACGGCUAUCGGCCGAGUUUGAGCCAGAGAGAUUUGUUGUCUUCGGUGGACAAUCCGAUUUCUUGAUCGGUGGAUUGGCUGCUGGCUCUGGAGGAACUGUGGCUGGAUUUGCCAAUGUUUUCCCCAAGACCAUCGUGCGGAUUUACAAUCUGUACCAGGAGGGCCGUUUCAAGGAGGCGAUGGAGUUGCACAAGAAGGCAGCCCUCGCAGAACAACCUUGCAAGGCUGGCAUUGCUGCGGUGAAAUACGCUGCUUCAUUGAACACGGCCAAGGCUGCUGGUAUUGAAGGGGCAUUGGAAAAGCUGAAGCCAAGAAGGCCGUACACGGAGCUCACGGAUUCGGAAAAGAAGUCCAUUGAGUCUCAGACUCAAAGCUUGGUGGAAAUCGAAGCGGCUUUGUAA